Aspergillus nidulans FGSC A4 is the source of this 1285-nucleotide messenger RNA. RefSeq names its product Rho family GTPase racA (gene racA). The record is from RefSeq and is a predicted model, not a curated record. Gene Ontology annotation, molecular function: GTP binding; GTPase activity. The transcript has 6 exons. NCBI's taxonomy places the organism in Eukaryota, Fungi, Ascomycota, Eurotiomycetes, Eurotiales, Aspergillaceae. The coding region runs from base 332 to 931 and encodes 199 amino acids.
UUCUCUCUCGCCUCUCUGUCUCUUCCUCCAGCAACCACCCUACUUUUACUCCAUCCUUUCGUGUUCUUUGUUUCUUUGCAAUUUUCUUCCGUUCUUCCUCUGUACUCUCCCGCUUUCUCCCCUCCGGCUCCGGUUCCGCUGCUCGACUUUUAGUGACUGAUCGACCCAGUGCUGUUCUUCCGUGCAGAUACCCCCGUUUACCUGUCUCGGCCUCUCCCACGCCCGGCAUACCUCAUAUUUAUAUCCUUUGCGUCGCUGGAUCGAUUGAUACCCCGAGCCGUUUGGUUAUCGCCCCAAUCGUGUAUAUAUCUUGGUUUUUUUUUAAGUGGCAAUGGCGACUGGACCUGCUACUCAGUCCCUGAAGUGUGUCGUGACGGGCGACGGUGCUGUCGGCAAGACAUGUCUUCUCAUUUCUUAUACGACCAAUGCCUUCCCCGGCGAAUAUAUUCCCACCGUAUUCGACAAUUAUACUGCUAGUGUCAUGGUCGAUGGUAGACCGAUUAGCUUAGGACUUUGGGAUACUGCUGGACAGGAAGAUUACGACCGACUUCGCCCAUUGUCCUACCCUCAAACCGAUGUAUUUCUCAUUUGCUUCUCCAUCGUCAGCCCUCCGUCUUUCGACAACGUCAAGUCUAAGUGGUUCCCGGAAAUCGAACACCACGCGCCCAACGUUCCAAUCAUCCUAGUUGGCACCAAGCUCGAUUUGCGAGACGACCCCGCCCAGCUCGAAAGCCUCCGCAUGAGGAAGCAGGAGCCCGUUACUUAUGAGCAGGCUCUGGCCGUGGCGAAGGAGAUCCGAGCACACAAAUACCUCGAGUGCUCUGCCCUAACGCAACGCAACCUUAAGAGCGUGUUCGACGAAGCCAUUCGUGCUGUUCUGAACCCGCGACCUGCGACGAAACAGAGGAACAAGAAGUGUACGAUUCUGUGAAGCGCAAUCGCUCCAUAUUCUAUAUUUCUGUUCUUGCUCCUGACUAAUAAUAUAAAUAACUAAUCCGGCGUUUCGGUUGCUGGGGACCAUCCUCCCCAUCCCCGAUUUUUAUGAUUUUUUUGAGUACUUUUUUUUGUCCACCUAGUCCGGUGUCAUGAUACUGAUGUUCUACAUUUCUUGUUCCUUCCUUCCUUCCUUCCUUCCUUCCUUCCUUCCUUCUUUCUUUCACUUAAAGUUUGUCGGAAUACAAGAGAGGGUUUCUGUCGUCUUGCAUAUUUGCUUUCAGGCCACCCCAGUAUAAAGAUGUAAGACGGUUAUACAAUUCCAUACCCACAUACAUCUGCCAGCCUAUAG